AUGGCCUGCGCAAAGGUCGGGGGCGGACAGUUGGCUGCCUCAGAUCCUCGGCCCAUCCCCUCCUGCGGGGUCUUAGGCUUGUGGCCGGGGACCCUCCAGAGAGCCAGCUGUUCCGAGACACCACUGGUGUCUGCAGCAGAGGGAUUCAAAGGACCCUGCUGGGAUGGGACGGGGCUGUCUGCUGCUCCUGAGGCCGUCACAGAACACAUACGACACGCAGGUCCCCACAAGGGCAGCUUGGGCCUUGACCUGGAAAAUGGGCUCGCGGGCGGCAGGGCGCCCCUGGACCCUCAGUCUGGCCGCGCCCUCCACCCCCGGGCCCGCAGCCAGCGGCGCGAGUCCUUCCUGUACCGAUCCGACGGCGACGACCUCGAGCCUUCGCCCACGGCCGCGUCCCGGCACUCCUCGGCGGCCAGCGAACUACACGGGGAAGACAUGAUCGUCACGCCCUUCGCCCAGGUCCUGGCCAGCCUCGGGACUGUCCGCAGCAGCGUGGCCGCCCUUGCCCACGGCCCGGGCGGCGCCAGGCAGCCGCUCCCGGGGACCCCUGCGCGCAGCAGCCCGCCCGCCCACGCAGGUACGCACCCCUGCUCGCCCCGAGCGCAGCCGCCCCCCCAGCCCGCCCCGACGCCGCUCCUAAGCCGGCUUCACCCCAAACCCGGCUCUGCACCCAGAGCCCCCGCCCACGUUACCCGCCAGAGCGGCGUGGGCCUGCCUGGGUCACAGCCCCUCGCAGGAUGGGGGCGGCACGGGCUCCCCGCCGGGCCCACCCUGACCCCCCCCUCCAGAGGCCCCGGGGCCGCAGCUGGCGCAGGAGACCCUGGCGGAGCUGGACUGGUGCCUGGAGCAGCUGGAGACGCUGCAGACUCGGCGCUCCGUGGGCGAGAUGGCGUCCAGCAAGGCGAGGACACGGCACCCCUGCUCCCCUCCUCCCGGCUCCCCCUCCUCCCCGCUCCUCCUCCCUGAUCAUCCUCC
This is a messenger RNA of Peromyscus leucopus (white-footed mouse), 975 nucleotides long. RefSeq names its product putative cuticle collagen 155. Lineage: Eukaryota; Metazoa; Chordata; Mammalia; Rodentia; Cricetidae. The record is from RefSeq and is a predicted model, not a curated record.